UCUUUUUUUCUAAAUAACGGAGAAAAAAAAUGAAAAGGGGAUAAAGGAGUAAAGGACUGUCGCUCCUCUCCCCCUCUCUAUCUCGCUCUCCUCUUUUUCUGAUUUCGUAGUAAAAAACUGUAUCCUCCGCCAUAGCUUCAAAGCUCGCUAAUUUACUGAGCUUUUACCAAUCGGGGAGCAUCAGGUGCUGGUUGGUGGUGAGUGUUGGCAUUUGAAGAUCAGUUUGUAUAGAAAGGGAAGAGAGGAAUUUGAAGAUGAGUUCACGCAGCAGGAGUCGAAGCAGAAGCCGUAGCCGGAGCAGGAGUCCUAGGGAUCGUAGAAUGCGAUCUCCACGCUCUUCUUUUCGUGAUGCUCCAUUUAGGAGAGAUGCACGUCGGGGUUUCAGCCAAAGCAAUCUCUGUAACAACUGCAAACAGCCUGGUCAUUUUGCCAGAGAGUGUACAAAUGUUGCUGUUUGCAACAACUGCGGGCUUCCUGGGCAUAUUGCAGCCGAGUGCAGCACAAAAUCUUUAUGCUGGAACUGCCGUGAACCUGGGCAUAUGGCCAGCAACUGCUCAAAUGAGGGCAUCUGCCACUCAUGUGGCAAAGCUGGGCACCGUGCUAGAGAGUGUACGAAUCCUGAACUCCCUCCUGGUGACCUGAGACUCUGCAACAAUUGCUUCAAACAAGGUCACGUUGCUGCGGAAUGCACAAAUGACAAGGCAUGCAAGAAUUGCAGGAAGACAGGACACCUUGCCCGUGACUGCUCCAAUGAGCCUGUUUGUAACUUGUGCAAUGUCGCAGGCCACGUGGCUAGGCAAUGCCCUAAAGCCGAUGUCCUUGGAGAUCGGGGCAGUGGUGGCGGUUUCGGAGGAGGUGGUGGUCGUUAUGGUGGUUUCGGAGGUGGUGGAGGGGGUCGUUAUGGGGGUUUUGGAGGUGGUGGUGGUAGUCGUUAUGGUGGUUUUGGAGGUGGUGGAGGAGGAUACCCAAUGGGAGGGGGUUAUCGUGAUAUAAACUGCAGGAGCUGUGGGCAGAUGGGACAUAUGAGUAGAGACUGCAUGGGGGGUCCAGCUAUGAUUAUCUGCCACACCUGUGGUGGUCGAGGACAUAUGUCUUUUGAAUGCCCUUCAGGAAGAGUGAUGGAUCGUAUGCCAAGGAGGUACUGAAAUGGCAUGUUAUAUUGAUGGUGCUUUGGAGUUUGGAUGCAUGCAUUACAUGGAGAUAGUAAUUCUGAAUAAAAACUCAGUACAUUGUCUUGCCUUUUCAUUUAGUUCGUCAUUGAUUUUUGACUUUGUAGUGACUUUUUUCGGCUUGUUUUUUGUUUCCCUGUUGAGAAGUUUAGAACCAUUACAUAUUGGUUAGUGCGAAUUAUGCUGUUCUAUUUUCUGUGCUGUUGUAGUAUUUGAUGCAAAAUACACUAUAGGGUUGAUUUAUUUUUGUGAUUGGCA
Messenger RNA from Spinacia oleracea (spinach), 1427 nucleotides. RefSeq lists its product as uncharacterized. The transcript has 4 exons. Gene Ontology annotation, molecular function: zinc ion binding; nucleic acid binding. The record is from RefSeq and is a predicted model, not a curated record. Lineage: Eukaryota; Viridiplantae; Streptophyta; Magnoliopsida; Caryophyllales; Amaranthaceae. The coding region runs from base 255 to 1145 and encodes 296 amino acids.